AUGCCCGCGAACGACGCACUGGAUAAGCAGAUACUGAAGCUCUUCGUGCCCGCCAUGCUCAACUUCCUCAUCAUCCCGUUCGUGGGCGCGAUCGACGUCUUCUGGGUCGGGCGCAUGGGCAGCGCCGUCGCGCUCGCCGCGCAGGGAGCCGCGAACCAGGUGUUCCAGUCGGCGUUUUGGAUAAUCUCCUUCGUCCCGUCUAUCAUCGCGCCCGUCGUCGCCAAGGCGGCCGCUUCGGGGGACACGGAGGAGGUCCAGCGCGCCACCGGCGAGGCCAUCUUCGUCGCGUCCCUCGUCGGCGUCUUCGGGAUGGUGCUGCUGACGGUGUUCCAGUCGGCGAGUCUGAAGAUCGUCGGCGUGGUCCCCGGGUCGGCAACCGCCGCCGCCGCCGCGCCGUACAUCGGCUGGCGCGCCCUGACGUUCGUUCCCGCGAUCGUGUCCACCGUCGGGUUCGCCGCGUUCAGGGGCACCCUGGACGUCACGACCCCGAUGAAGAUCACGCUCGUGAGCCAGAUGGUGAACCUGCUGUUGGACCCGAUCCUCAUCUUCGGAGCGGGGUUCGUGAAGGCGAUGGGCGUGGCGGGCGCGGCGAUUGCCACGUCAGCCUCGGAGAUCACGUCGUUCACGCUCUACAUGAGCGCCAUGCUGCGCCGCGGGAUCAUCACGCUGGGGUCGCUGAUCCGGGUGCCGAGCUGGGGUAACAUCGGGAAGUUGAUGGUGGGCGGCGCCGCGGUGCAGAUGAGGUCCAUCGCUCAGAACGUCACCUUUCUCGCGGUGAUGCGCGCGAUUCUGACGAUGGACGCGACCGGGACGGCCGCGGCGGCGCACACGCUCUCGUCUCAGAUGUUUCAGCUGUGUCUCAUCGCGGUCCUCGCGCUGUCCACGCUGGCGUCCAUCCUCAUCCCGCAGAAGCUCAACGCCGCGAAGGGGGAGGGCGGCGUGGAGCAGGCGAAGAUCUGCGCGGACCGCCUGCUGGUGUGGGGGUUCCUCCUCGGCACGUUCCUCGCGUGCGUCCAGCUCACCGCGCUGCCGGCGCUAAAGUUCUUCACGCCGUUGGAGAACGUCCAGGCCAUGGCGCGGGGCCCGGUGCUGAUCGGCGCGAUGCAGAUGCCGCUCAACGGCUUGGUGUUCGUGGCGGAGGGCCUGAUGCAGGGGCACCAGGCGUUCGCGAGGCUCGCGGGGGGGAUGUGCGUGUCCACGACGCUGAUGCUCGGGGCGCUUAAGGUGUGGGGCCACACCGUGGAGGGAGUGUGGGGCUGUUUCUUCGUGUUCAACGUGUCGAGGCUGGCGUUCGGUCUGAGGCAUCACUUCUUCGACGGACCGCUCGCGCCGGCGAGGAUGCGAGCGGAAAAGUCAAACCCGUGA
Messenger RNA from Micromonas commoda, 1365 nucleotides. RefSeq names its product Multidrug/Oligosaccharidyl-lipid/Polysaccharide flippase. The transcript has a single exon. Lineage: Eukaryota; Viridiplantae; Chlorophyta; Mamiellophyceae; Mamiellales; Mamiellaceae. The record is from RefSeq and is a predicted model, not a curated record. Bases 1 to 1365 code for a protein of 454 amino acids. Gene Ontology annotation, molecular function: antiporter activity; xenobiotic transmembrane transporter activity. Gene Ontology annotation, cellular component: membrane. Gene Ontology annotation, biological process: transmembrane transport.